Molecule: messenger RNA, 1856 nt
Organism: Anthonomus grandis grandis
Lineage: Eukaryota; Metazoa; Arthropoda; Insecta; Coleoptera; Curculionidae
Product: acyl-CoA Delta-9 desaturase-like
Exons: 7
Coding region: 170-1363 (397 amino acids)
Biological process (GO): unsaturated fatty acid biosynthetic process
Cellular component (GO): endoplasmic reticulum membrane
Molecular function (GO): stearoyl-CoA 9-desaturase activity; iron ion binding
Source: RefSeq, a predicted model, not a curated record
CCGGUGCAUAAUAUAUUAUUUCUCUUCUGAGUUAAGAGCGCUCUCAGUUACUUAUUGGAAGUUAAGUGGGGUACUACUAGUCGGAGUUUGACUCUUUUUUGGGAUAUUUUAUUAUUUGUGAGUGGUGCUAGUUGCUUUAAAAGAGGGUAAUUAAAAAAUAUUUAAGAAAAUGACUAUCCCGGAACCUUGCGUAGGUUUACCCACAAUGGAAAAUCACGAGACGUUUUCCUCCCAAACUGAACCCCAAUCAGCCCAAAUUAAAGAAGAAGAAAAAGAACACUUAGCAGAAUCCAAAGAGGUUUCACCCAAAGAAAUUGACUAUUUGGGUAAACUGCCAGCAGAAGUUGGCACAGACUACACCUUCAAAAGGGACAUUGUAUGGUUUAACGCUAUAGGGUUUCUAAUAUUACAUGUGGCCGCUGUAUACGGAUUAUGGGUCAUGGUGUUCCAUUGCUACUGGAAAACUGAUAUUUGGGCUUUAUUAGUGGCCUUUAGUAGUGGCAUGGGAGUGACCACAGGCGCCCACAGAUUAUUCUCACACAAAUCUUAUAAAGCUCCAUUCAUAACCAGGCUGGUGCUCAUCCUAUGGCAUACUUUGGCAGGACAGAACUGUCUCUACAUCUGGGUGAGAGACCACAGGCAGCACCAUAAAUACAGCGACACCGACGCCGACCCACACAACGCCAACAGGGGCUUCUUUUUCAGUCACGUGGGCUGGUUGAUGAGCAGAAAACAUCCCGCUGUCAUCGCCAAAGGAAGAACUAUCGAUAUGAGCGACAUGGAAGCCGACUGGCUGGUAAUGUUCCAAAAGGAGCACUACAAAGUACUUUACACAAUAUUCGCCAUAUUUAUCCCCACGGUUGUACCCGUCUUUCUCUGGAACGAGUCGUGGUGGAACUCCUUUUUCGCCGCCUACAUGUUCAGGAGCAUAUUGGUCCUGAAUAUCACCUGGUUGGUGAAUAGUGCAGCCCAUUUCUAUGGAACUCAGCCAUUUGAUAAGUACGUAAAAGCAGUCGAAUCCGGCUUCGUAUCAUUCGUGUCAGUAGGUGAAGGAUGGCACAACUAUCAUCACGCUUUCCCUUGGGAUUAUAGGGCUGCCGAGUUCGGAGCCAGAUACAGCAUUACCACCUUCAUUAUUGAUACGUUGGCCUUCUUUGGACUGGCUUAUGACUUGAAGACUACCCCUUACUAUAUGGUUCAAAGGAGAGCUGAGCGUACUGGAGAUGGUUCGCAUCCAAUCUUUGGUAAAAUGGCGGAAAAAUUAGAAGAAACUGGAAAACUGGACGACGAGGAUAUCGCGGAAAUUGUUAAAAGCAAAGAUACUUCAGGUGCGAUCCGACGCUUGGCCACAGCACAAGGUUAAAUUAUCCAAAAUUCUACUGAAAAUAUUUCAAAGAAAUUAUCGACAUUCGAUUUUCUGGUUACUAAAGUAUUUAAAAAAAUUAUUUAAUAUUAUAAUGUAUAUUAUAGUUACCUCUGAAGGCAAACUACUUCUUAGAAAAAGAUUCAUUAUGAGGGUAUUAGUAAGUUAAAUUAUAUUAAAUUAGGUUUUAUGUUAAGAAUAUUAGUUAGAUGCGAGUUUAAUGGUUAUUUAUCUGUCCAAGAAUAUCGUAAGAAGAGACUUUUAUUAUGUUAAAUUAACUAUAAAAUUGUUUGUUGCUCGUUUAAAUAGGGUUGUGCCAUAGUCAAUAUUAUUUGAGGCAUUUUUUGAAAUAGGUAAAACGUUUGCUUGUUUUUGAGUUAACCAACAAUUUUAUAUUUUCUUAUUUAUAUAUUUAUAUCAAUUUUUUAAGGCGUGUAUAUUGUGAUUUAUGUGUAAAUGAGAAGUAUAAAUAUAAAUUUAAUUAUUUUGAAAA